CGAGCGUCUGUUUGCCUGGCCCCAUGGUGCAAUGAUCUGCAAUCCAUGAAAGUUCUCAAAACAUGGUGAGCACUGUUGCCCCAGCAAGCACAACGGUUGUGCUCCGAAAGCGCAAGAGAGGUGCUGCAUCACUCGUUCUCCGUGUGCCGUCUUCACCGUCUCCAAGCUAUCGCUCUCAGUCGGAAUCCGAGUUCGAGCCUGUUCCUCAAAUUUCCUCGUCAUCUUCGGCGUCACUCCAUGCAAAGCAAAUCAAGAAAAUUAGGAACAAGUCGUACCAGUGCACACAUGAGGGAUGUGGGAAAGCAUACUCCAAACCGUCGCGCCUGGCCGAGCAUGAACGAUCACAUACAGGAGAUAGGCCGUUCAUUUGUCAUGUAUGUAAGAAUACAUAUCUACGCGACAGCCAUCUACAAGCACAUGCGCGGACGCAUCAACCCGAUUCUGCGAAACCUUUGGUUUGCGAUGAACCUGGUUGUGAAAAGCGCUUCUGGACGUCACAGCAUCUACGCGUGCACCAGCAGCUGCACAAGGGGGAAAAACCUUUCAAGUGUACGGAACCUACCUGUCAGGCCUCCUUCGGGAAACAUCAUCAAUUGAGGGAGCAUGUUUGCACAAAUCACGCCCUUCAAGGGACUAAGCCUUACCGGUGUGAACAUCCUGAGUGCACAAAAUCAUUUCUUACCAACCAGAAGCUCCGGGCCCAUGCCAAAACCCACACCGAGAAACGCUACACUUGCGUCCACGAGUCGUGUCUGCCCGCACCGGGUUCAGCCCCUACAUAUUUCCAAACCUGGUCGACUCUUCAGCAUCACAUGCGGGCGUCUCACCCGCCCACUUGCCCGUACCCAUCCUGCAACGGAAAGGCGUUUGCUGCACAGAAGGGACUCCGUGCCCACCUGAAGCUACAUUCCGAGCGCGAUCUCGAGGCUGAGCUCGCAGCUGCUGAGACACUCCCAUCUGAGGAUGGAGAAACACCGAAAAAACGGCGAAGAGGAGGGGAAGUUGGCAGAGAUUGGAUCUGCGCUGAGGAAGGCUGUGGAAAGGACUUCAAAUCUAAAAAGGCUCUCACCAGUCACCAUAAUGUCAGUCAUCUCGGUCGCCGAGAUUUCAUCUGUCCGCAUGCGGAUUGCCGUCGUGCGUUCGGUUACAAGCACCUCCUCCAGCGGCAUGUCGCCAAAAUCCACCGCGCAAAGUCUCCGUCGAGUUCCGAGUCUGACACACAAACAGAUCAAGAAUCUGACGGUGAUACGGCGUUGAGCAUCGAUUUCAUCACAGGACAUGCAUACCAAACACGCUCACAGACCCGUUUCAAGAAUCCUGCCAACUUGCAGUGCCCAUACCCGACUCUGCCUCCUUCGUUCGUCCUAAAUGAGGUGCCAACGUCGGCCAGCGGCCAAAGCGGCGGUUGCUGCCGAUUCGUAUUCAGUCGGGCUUAUGAUCUUCGCAGGCACUUGCAGUCCGAGCAUGGUCUGGUAGUCGAGAAGGGCAGCGUUGACGAGUGGGUGCGCAAUUUGAAACAUGACCGGCUGUCGGAAAUGCCACUUCUUGUCCGCAGCUGA
Messenger RNA from Laetiporus sulphureus 93-53, 1559 nucleotides. RefSeq lists its product as uncharacterized. Gene Ontology annotation, cellular component: nucleus. The coding region runs from base 63 to 1559 and encodes 498 amino acids. The transcript has 6 exons. The record is from RefSeq and is a predicted model, not a curated record. Gene Ontology annotation, biological process: regulation of transcription by RNA polymerase II. Lineage: Eukaryota; Fungi; Basidiomycota; Agaricomycetes; Polyporales; Laetiporaceae.